Melospiza melodia melodia is the source of this 2232-nucleotide messenger RNA. RefSeq names its product homeobox B5 (gene HOXB5). NCBI's taxonomy places the organism in Eukaryota, Metazoa, Chordata, Aves, Passeriformes, Passerellidae. Gene Ontology annotation, biological process: anterior/posterior pattern specification; regulation of transcription by RNA polymerase II. The record is from RefSeq and is a predicted model, not a curated record. Bases 279 to 1076 code for a protein of 265 amino acids. Gene Ontology annotation, molecular function: RNA polymerase II cis-regulatory region sequence-specific DNA binding; DNA-binding transcription factor activity, RNA polymerase II-specific. The transcript has 2 exons. Gene Ontology annotation, cellular component: nucleus.
AUUUGGGGCGACUUUGGGCCUAAAGCGGCUCCGCGCUCGUCAUUAUUUGUAACCAUAGAGCAUGAAUUACCUCUUGAGGUCAUCAGCGAGAAUUUACGACUGGUCAACAAAAGCACGUGACGCCCAAACGCACCCCCCACCCUCCCCCCAUAUUUGGCCGCAUACAUAGCAAAAACGAAGUACAGUGCAUUGCUAUAAUUCAUUAAUACAUCAUAAAUCGUCAAGCACGGGGUUAUAACGACCACGAGCCACAAAUCAAGCCCUCCAAAAUAACCCAAAUGAGCUCUUACUUUGUAAACUCGUUCUCAGGGCGCUACCCAAAUGGCCCCGACUAUCAGUUACUAAAUUAUGGGACCGGCAGUUCCAUGAACGGUUCUUACAGAGAUUCAAGCACCAUGCAUUCCAGCUCUUAUGGCUACAACUACAAUGGGAUGGACCUUAGCAUCAACCGCUCAGCCUCCUCCAGUCACUUUGGUGCUGUGGGCGAGAGCUCCCGCGGUUUCCCUUCUCCAGCUCAGGAGAGCAGGUUUAGACAGGCGUCCAGCUGCUCCUUAUCUUCUCCCGACUCCCUGCCCUGCUCCAACAGCGAGAGCCACGGAGGCAAACCCGCCCCGUCCCCCUCCGAGCCGGCUCCUGCUGCCAGCAGCACCAACACAAAUUUCACAGAACUAGACGAGACCAGCGCGUCCUCGGGAGCCGACGAGGGCACUCCAAUAAGCAGCAGCAUCCCCCGAGCGCAGGCAGAGCCCAUCGCGACCUCCACGGCAGCGACAGAAGGGCAGGCACCUCAGAUAUUCCCUUGGAUGAGGAAACUUCACAUUAGCCAUGACAUGACCGGACCAGACGGGAAGAGGGCGAGGACAGCGUACACUCGCUACCAGACGCUGGAGUUGGAGAAGGAAUUCCACUUCAAUAGAUAUCUCACCCGCAGGAGGAGGAUAGAGAUCGCUCACGCGCUCUGCCUCUCCGAGCGCCAGAUCAAAAUCUGGUUCCAGAACCGCCGCAUGAAGUGGAAGAAGGACAACAAACUGAAAAGCAUGAGCCUGGCCUCGGCCGGCAGCGCCUUCCAGCCCUGAGCUCGCCGGCCAAAAAAUCCGGGGGCGAAACGAGCGGGAGGCGAAGAGGAAGGAGGAAAAAAAAUAUAUUAAUUAAAAAAAAAAAAACCAAAAAAAACCAAAAAACAAAACAACCCCAAAACCACAGCGAAACCCCCGAGCGAGUAAUGAAAUAAAGGAAGGAUGGGCAGGUCGCAGUUCGGGGGCACGGAGCAGCGAGGCACCUUCGGGGCUGGUUCCUGCCCAAAGCAGCUCCUGGCGGUGCCCUCAGCCCGGGACUGAGCUCCCUGCUGGAAGUUCUUUUUUUUUUUUUUUGGUUGUUUGUUUGUCUAAAAACGAGGAAAAAAAAGAUUAAAUUUUAUUUCCAGAUGCUCCUCCUGCUCUCGUUGUUCUUCUAAAUGUGUGUGUCCGUGCUCUCUUGGUGCUUUCUGGAAAGCUGGCAUGUGUUCUGUGAGCCCUUGAAUGUGAUAACUUAUUUAUGAAUCCAGAACAGAUACGGUUCUUGCUUUAUUUGUUGGGAUUUUCUUCUUUUUUUAAAUUUUAUUUUAAUUCCCCCCCCCCCUCCUUCCCCUUUUUAUCCGAGUUUCCUGCUCUUGGGUGAGUUUUUCUCUGCCUAAGCGAAAAUCGGGGGUUCCUGCACUACAGUCGCAGAAAAAAAAAAGUCUUUAAAAAACCCAACAAAAAUGGAAAAAAAAAUUGGAAAAAAAAAAAAAAAAAAAAAAAAAAGAAGCAGCUCUUGUAUCUUUCUGUCUUAAAAUUGUCCAGUCUGUGUUUUAGUCCAAACUCCAGGCCAGGAUUUCUAAUCCCAGCCUCAUUCCAAGGCGUACUCUUUAGACGUGGGUGAACUUCACUAUUAAAAAUUGAUAAUAAUGUCUAUAAUUAAUAACUCAAAAAAUUAAAAAAAAAAGGGAAAAAAGAGAAAAAAUAUUAAAAAAAAAAAAAGAAAAAAUGUACAAAAGCGGAGAGAGCGACGCUGGAGUGCUCUGGUGUUUGUAAAUAUUAGAAAUAUUUCUGCCGUGAGUAAUAGCCGGGUCGUAGUGGGCAGAGUGAAUGCGGUGUUCUGUGUAAAAAUGGCAUCUGUCAUGUCUCGCAGCCGGGUAGUUCUUGGCCAAGCAGCUUUUUGUAUUUGUUUGUAGCUUUACUCGAACUCAAAUAAACGUUUUCCCCGACUCACAAA